Phragmites australis (common reed) is the source of this 1086-nucleotide messenger RNA. RefSeq names its product abscisic acid receptor PYL4-like. Lineage: Eukaryota; Viridiplantae; Streptophyta; Magnoliopsida; Poales; Poaceae. Gene Ontology annotation, cellular component: nucleus; cytoplasm. The record is from RefSeq and is a predicted model, not a curated record. Gene Ontology annotation, molecular function: signaling receptor activity; protein phosphatase inhibitor activity; abscisic acid binding. The coding region runs from base 153 to 791 and encodes 212 amino acids. Gene Ontology annotation, biological process: abscisic acid-activated signaling pathway. The transcript has a single exon.
CCCUACGAAUAUAUAUACGCCUCUACCGCAACAACCUCUUCCCACCAUCCCCCCAGUGCCCACACCGCCGCCGCAAGAAAUUCCACCGCGCGGCGCACGCACGAGAAGAGAAGAGGAAGGCAGGUAGCAGCAGACCAAGAGCCAGCGCAAACAUGCCGUGCAUCCAGGCGUCCAGCCCCAGCAUGGCGCACCAGCACCACGGCCGGGUCCUGGCUGGCGUCUGUGUCGGCGUCAGCUGCGCGGCUUCGACCGCGGCAGGGAUGAGGUGCGGGGCGCACGACGGGGAGGUGCCGGCGGAGGCGGCGCAGCACCACGAGCACGCGGCGCCGGGGCCCGGGCGGUGCUGCUCUGCGGUGGUCCAGCACGUCUCGGCGCCCGCCGCGGCGGUGUGGUCCGUGGUGCGGCGGUUCGACCAGCCGCAGGCGUACAAGCGGUUCGUGCGCAGCUGCGCACUGCUGGCGGGCGACGGCGGCGUGGGCACGCUCAGGGAGGUGCGCGUCGUCUCGGGCCUCCCCGCAGCGUCCAGCCGCGAGCGGCUCGAGAUCCUUGACGACGAGAGCCACGUGUUCAGCUUCCGCGUCGUCGGCGGCGAGCACCGGCUCCAGAACUACCUCUCCGUCACCACCGUCCACCCGUCUCCAGCCGCGCCCGACGCCUCCACCGUGGUCGUGGAGUCCUACGUGGUGGACGUGCCGCCGGGCAACACCCCCGAGGACACCCGCGUGUUCGUCGACACCAUCGUCAAGUGCAACCUCCAGUCGCUGGCUAACACAGCAGAGAGGCUCGCGUGAGGCCUCCGUGCACCUCCAUGGGUAACCGAUCGAUCGUUUUUCCGGGCCGGAGGGAAUAAGGGAUGCGUGUUUCUUCGGCGCGUGAGCCUUUUCCUUUCUUCUUUCUUUGGUUUCUUCACAUUUAACCCCCCUUUUUCUCGUUGUUGCGAGACACACACCCCUCCCUCCCUUGUCCAAAAGAUUCAAGAGAUGACAAGUAUAAUCGAUAGAGAUUUCAGUUCCGGUACAUGCUUGAAUUGAUCUGUACAUAUGUUCGAAAUAUAGAUAUUGUCUCUGGAAGGCCUAAAUCGCACAA